This is a messenger RNA of Rhodotorula graminis WP1, 426 nucleotides long. RefSeq lists its product as uncharacterized. The transcript is spliced from 5 exons. Gene Ontology annotation, molecular function: metallocarboxypeptidase activity; zinc ion binding. Lineage: Eukaryota; Fungi; Basidiomycota; Microbotryomycetes; Sporidiobolales; Sporidiobolaceae. The coding region runs from base 11 to 355 and encodes 114 amino acids. Gene Ontology annotation, biological process: proteolysis. The record is from RefSeq and is a predicted model, not a curated record.
GUUCGGCCAGAUGCUCCUCUUCCCCUACUCGUACUCGUGCGACGUCCGUACCGCCGACGAAGAGAACCACUACGAGGCAGUCCUGCAGGCGGCCAAGGCGCUCAAGGGCGUCCACGGCCGCCAGUUCGAGACGGGCAGCGUGUGCGAGAUCAGCUUGACGAGCCCGGGCAUGAGCCUCGACUGGACGUACGCGAGCGCCAAGAUUCGCUGGUCCUUUGGCGCCGAGCUUCGCGACGGCGGCGUCUUUGGUUUCCUCCUUCCGCCGAGCCAAAUCCGACCCUCGGGCGAGGAGAUGAGCGCCGCGCUGCGCUCGCUCACGCAGUUCAUCCUCGAUAAAGAGGACGGCAAGCGUUGAGUUCUCGAGGGCGAGGGGCCGCUGUACUGCCUGUGUUCGAGCUGUAACGAUGUCCACAUGUGUAGCUUGCC